CGCCCUCAGUGACACAAUAGCAGCUCCCUCCAAGAUGGCGGCGGCGACGGUGGACCCGGGAGCUGGGAUCCCGCAGGCUGGGGACUCCUCCGGCGGGGGCGCUGGGGGCGGGCUGCCGUCCCCCGUGGAGCAGGAGCUGAGCCAGCGCUUGCAACGCCUGUACCCCGCAGUCAACCAGCACGAGACGCCGCUGCCGCGUUCCUGGAGCCCCAAGGACAAGUACAACUACAUCGGCCUCUCACAGGGAAACCUCCGCGUCCACUACAAAGGUCAUGGCAAAAAUCACAAAGAUGCAGCCUCAGUGCGUGCCACCCACCCCAUACCUGCUGCCUGUGGUAUUUAUUACUUUGAGGUGAAGAUUGUCAGCAAAGGAAGAGAUGGGUACAUGGGAAUAGGACUCUCAGCUCAAGGUGUCAACAUGAACAGACUUCCUGGUUGGGACAAACAUUCCUAUGGUUACCAUGGUGAUGAUGGGCAUUCCUUCUGCUCCUCGGGGACUGGCCAGCCCUAUGGUCCCACAUUCACCACAGGAGAUGUGAUUGGCUGCUGUGUCAACCUCAUCAAUGGCACCUGUUUCUACACAAAGAAUGGCCACAGCCUUGGUAUAGCCUUCACAGACCUCCCGGCCAACCUCUACCCCACCGUAGGCCUGCAGACACCUGGGGAGAUUGUGGACGCCAACUUUGGGCAGCAGCCCUUCCUGUUCGACAUUGAGGACUACAUGCGAGAGUGGCGUGCCAAGGUCCAGGGCAUUGUCCACGGCUUUCCCAUCAGCGCCCGGCUUGGCGAGUGGCAGGCGGUGCUGCAGAACAUGGUCUCAUCUUACCUGGUGCAUCAUGGGUAUUGUGCCACAGCCACAGCCUUUGCUCGAAUGACUGAAACCCCGAUUCAGGAAGAACAGACGUCCAUAAAGAACAGACAAAAGAUCCAGAAGCUGGUACUAGAGGGCCGGGUGGGCGAGGCCAUCGAGACCACACAGCGUUUCUACCCUGGGCUGCUGGAACACAACCCCAACCUCCUCUUCAUGCUCAAGUGCCGACAGUUUGUGGAGAUGGUGAAUGGCACUGACAGUGAGGUCCGCAGCUUGAGCUCCCGAAGCCCCAAGUCCCAGGACAGCUACCCUGGCUCCCCCAGCCUCAGCCCCCGGCAUGGCCCCAGUAGUUCCCACAUGCACAACACAGGAGCAGACAGUCCCAGCUGCAGCAAUGGCGUCGCGUCCACCAAGAGCAAACAGAACCACAGUAAAUAUCCCGCACCCAGCUCCUCCUCCUCGUCCUCAUCCUCCUCGUCUUCCUCCUCCCCAUCCUCCGUCAAUUACUCCGAGUCCAACUCAACAGACUCCACCAAGUCCCAGCCCCACAGCAGUACAAGUAACCAGGAGACCAGCGACAGUGAAAUGGAGAUGGAGGCAGAGCAUUACCCCAAUGGUGUGCUAGAAAGCAUGUCCACACGCAUUGUCAAUGGUGCCUACAAGCAUGAGGACCUGCAGACGGAUGAAUCCAGCAUGGAUGAUGGGCAUCCUCGACGGCAGCUCUGUGGGGGCAACCAGGCUGCCACAGAAAGGAUUAUCCUGUUUGGCCGUGAGUUGCAGGCACUGAGUGAACAGCUGGGCCGUGAGUACGGCAAGAAUUUGGCCCACACAGAGAUGCUACAGGAUGCCUUCAGCCUACUGGCCUACUCAGACCCCUGGAGCUGCCCAGUUGGCCAGCAGCUUGACCCUAUCCAGAGGGAACCUGUGUGUGCUGCUCUCAACAGCGCCAUUUUAGAGUCUCAGAACCUGCCAAAGCAGCCCCCUCUGAUGCUCGCCCUGGGCCAGGCAUCUGAAUGUCUACGGCUCAUGGCCCGAGCAGGCCUGGGAUCUUGCUCCUUUGCCAGAGUCGACGACUACUUGCACUAGCUGACCAUGCUGGCAGGCAUCACCUGGCCCUCCUUCAGCCCCAGGGCUAGAGCAGCCCUGCCCUCCAUAGGCAUCUGGCACAAGGACCUGGAAGCCAUGGGCAGAGUUCACUCCUCUGGCCUUUCCCCCACUCCCCUUUCUUCCUUCCUUUCUUCUCCCCCGCCCGACCCCGUUUCUCUCCCCUUCAUGUGCAGCGGCCUGUGACACAGUAUUGGCUGGUUACCCUCAUGUAGCGCCUUCUCCUUUAAAGGGAGUUUUGUUUUGAGGAGGGGUUGGGGUUUUUUAAUCUUUUUUCCUCCUGACUGAGCCACCAGUGUUUAUCUCGGGAGAGUUUGUGCUGAGCUGGUUUCUGCUAAUUUAGUGAUGAAGCCUAUCCAGGUUGGUGAUAGCUUAUUAUUUUCAUAAGUAAAAAAAAAAAAACAAAUGAGAUUAUAUAUAUAAAUAUAUAUAUUAAAAAAAGACACAGUAUUUAUCGUAGCAUUAGUGGUCCAGCACCUCUUGGGUGAGGUUGUCUAGACACCAUGUGUUUUUUUAUUCGAGUCCAACUCAUUAAAAAAGAGUCAUCUCUGUCACCUCAGCCAAGUGAUUUAUUUUAGGCUCCCCUUUUGUUGAGCCAUAGGCCCAGUUGCCACCCAGGGAAGCUGAAUAGGUGUUAGGGGCCACUUGAUGGGUAGGGUCAGGCUAAGCUGGUUUGCAGUAAUCCAAGAGGUAUAGGUCCCUAGGCCUCUGAGAGCUGACUGAGCCCAGAACUGCAGAGCCAGGGGUCCAGAGAGGUGAUGUGUUGGCCCAGGGCCACACAGCAAAAUGGAAGCAGAGGGUCCUUGGCCAGCACACUGUCUACCACUCUACCCUGUCUCUCACUGCCUGCCUUGUCCCUCUCUCAUCUCUUCAAUGCCCUGCCUUCCCUUGUUGUUAAGAUGGCCAAAUAAUUCAUUUACUCUCAACUGAUUGCCUGGAAACUACCUGCCUUCCACCUGAGAGCUGCUGUGUGUCAGGCUGCCAGGAGGAAGACUCCAUUGCCAGAACAGAGGCCCUUGAGUACAGGGACUGCUUUUUUCCUGCCUGGUCUUCACCUCUGCCACACAGCUUUGAUGGGAUUGCUACUUUCUAUGGAGAAGCCGGUACCUUGUGGAGGCAAAUUCUUGAGCUGCUCGUCCUUGGAGUGAAUGGAACCCUUGACCCCUGGGCCCAGCUUCACUGCAGCUGUACCAGGCCACUUCCUAUGGCUUGGCCUCAACCUAGGAAGAGGAAGGGACCCAAUGGGCUUUAUGAACAUCCUACUAGCUGUUUCAGAAGGGUCCUCACAGCUGGUGGAGCAAAAAUUGUUUCCCUACCACAGGAAAGGAUGAGAAGGCUGCCAGUACUUGGGUGAACCAUUGAGGAAAAGACUGGCUACCUAGGAGGAGGAAAGGGAGGAAGCCUACAUAGAGGAACAUCUGGAGAGGCUGAGAUUUCCAUACCUGCUUCAGUGUGAGUGAGAGCCCAAGCAGUCCCUACAAAGGUUAGGGUCAGUCUUGGAAAAGCCAGAAGUUGAAUUUCCAGUCCCUGUCUGCACUGGGUUAGGUGAGCUCCUGCCCCAUGUUAGUGGACAUGCAAAUGUUUGGGAUGGCCUAUGAUACUCUGUGCCCACUAAGCCUCACAAGGCCCACAGCUGGACAACAAGCAAAAUGACUGAGUUGGACAGCUGCUGGUGAAAGGCCUGGCUCUGAGUUCUUCCAGAGUUUUGCUUUGGGAAUAAUCCUAUAGGCACCUUUUUCUUGGUCCUACCAGGGGCCCAGUUGGAAGCCCACAGACCAUGACAUCAGGAGGUAUUGUCAUGUCUAUAAAGGAAUUUCAUCCUCUGCAAGGCUGGGAAUACCAAGCUCCAAACUUAGAGGUUAGGAACAUCAGGCUGUUAAAAUGGUCAACCUACUGGGAUUGGAAAUUAAAACCAGAGGCUCUUGCAGCUGCAGUGGAGUUCAAACAAUAUCUCUAGCAAUCUUUUACAGAUAAACAGUCCCAGGAGAUGAAGUGACUUGGCCAAAGUCAUGAAGCAAAUUAGUGGCAGAGCCAGGACUAACCUACUCCUUGUGGAUUGGGCAGUACUGUUUAGCCCUGAAGUUGAAUAGUAGAUGAGCUUGGUGAAAGGUGGGUUAGGUUGGCAUGGCUUCCAGCAGUCUCUGAGCAGCUGGUACCUCCAGGAGUGUGUCAGGGAUGGGAGCGGGUACCUGGAUUUGGGUUGUGGAGAGGCUGAGAGAGGGUUCAGGAGGGCUCGGGACAGCUGUGAGCUGCAUGGGGUUGGGUGUCUGGCUCACACUCAGAACCCAUGACCACCUCCCUGUUUUCUGUGCCUUAUCUCACUUUCAGCUGAGUCCAUGUUGUUUACUCUGUUCCUCUCCAAGGGGCUGUCUGUCCCAAUUGGACAGCUCAUCUUUGGAACAUAAGCCUUUGCCCCACAACCUGUGGAGAGGUCCAAAAUCAAGCUGCUUGAGCUGACUGUCUUGCUGAUAGUCCAGGCCUACCUGCAGCUGAAGGAGCCCCUUAUGCACACUCAGUCCUAUCAGCCUGCUUCCAGGAGCCUGCAGUGUGGAAGGCACCUGGGAGCAGCCCUGUUGAAGGGCUGGACCUGACCCGUGGGGUUUAGGAAGAAUUCCUCACUCUUUGGGGUCAUCUAGUCCUGGGGGAGCAGCCUUCCCUACUUCCCCUUGUGACACCAGAUGGUCGCUCCUUUCAGAGUGGAAACUGGUGGACCACUUAAAGCCAGAACUCCCUAUUCCCACCCACAUGGGUCUGUGGCUGGGUGCAGGCCGUCAGAACAGGGAUACCACAAGAUAGAGAAGUGGAGACCUCCUGGCCACCCAGCACCUUCCCAGCCCAUAAGCAAGCACAAAGAUGAGACAGAGGACUGUUGGAGCUAAAAGUUCCUUUGGUUGCUCACAACUCAGGUAUGCAUGUCGUGUGGCAGCUGGACAGCAGAGCCCUACUUGACCACCAGUCUUGGGUACUGGACCUGCAGCCAGAAAGUGGUUUCUGGCUGCCCCAAGCGCCCACCUCUUUGCAUAGGGUUUUUCCUCCAUUAGUAACUACAGCUGAAACAGACAUCCUCCACAUUGUGCACACUGGUUCUGCCUUUGUCCUCCCAAGUUGAUACUUGGCAUUAGCAUGAAACUUGUGGGCGCGGGAGGGUUGAGAGAGAAUUCCAACACAAAACAUCCUAUUAAAAUUGUACUUGAGAGAUGAAAAAAACUCCUGUUGUAUUUUGACAGAAUUAUUUUUAUUAAAAUACACAUCCAU
Fukomys damarensis (Damara mole-rat) is the source of this 5170-nucleotide messenger RNA. RefSeq names its product RAN binding protein 10 (gene Ranbp10). Gene Ontology annotation, molecular function: protein binding. NCBI's taxonomy places the organism in Eukaryota, Metazoa, Chordata, Mammalia, Rodentia, Bathyergidae. The record is from RefSeq and is a predicted model, not a curated record. Bases 35 to 1897 code for a protein of 620 amino acids. Gene Ontology annotation, cellular component: cytoplasm. The transcript is spliced from 14 exons. Gene Ontology annotation, biological process: cytoskeleton organization; cell surface receptor signaling pathway.